Suncus etruscus (white-toothed pygmy shrew) is the source of this 4218-nucleotide messenger RNA. RefSeq names its product junctional cadherin 5 associated (gene JCAD). NCBI's taxonomy places the organism in Eukaryota, Metazoa, Chordata, Mammalia, Eulipotyphla, Soricidae. Gene Ontology annotation, biological process: positive regulation of blood vessel endothelial cell proliferation involved in sprouting angiogenesis. The transcript is spliced from 4 exons. Bases 119 to 4195 code for a protein of 1358 amino acids. Gene Ontology annotation, cellular component: adherens junction; ruffle membrane. The record is from RefSeq and is a predicted model, not a curated record.
GGCGCUUAGUGCCGGGCCGGCCGGGAGCGGCAGCGGCGGCGGCGGCGGCGCGUGGCAGCAUGAGGGAGUCGACCGUGUGGACCCUGCCACCCCGAUGGUCGGAUGAGACCUGUGCAGUAUGUACAGUGUCCAGGACCUCCUGAUUUCUCAUGGGUAUAAGCUGUCCAGGAAUGCUGCGGCACCCCACGAAGAGAACCACGAGGGGCGGCAGAGGGCACGGGCCAGAGGCAGAGCUAGCCAUGGCCUGGUGAAUGGCUGCGAGGAUGGCUGUGUGGCGCCCCCACAGAACAAGACGGCCCCCGGGAAAGGACAUGGGAGUGAUCCUGAAAGUAGCCGCCGCCUCCAUAGAGCUCACCGGGAGCCCCAGAGCGUCUCACAUUCCAGAUCCUCAGAUGUGGGGCUCUGCAAUCCGCCUGUACUAGUGUGGACCUCUCAGCCCCAGCCGGGCCAGCAGCAAGCCUACUGGAGAAGAAGAGGUCAGGAGGCCUGCGGGUUGCUGGCUCCAGGGCCCCUGGAGGAGCUGGAGGUCAGGAGAAUGGCCCAGGCACACAGUCUGCCUGCGCACAUGCGUGAAAGUCCAUGGGAAGUUGGAGGAAGGACCGAGAAUGUGAUGAAGAAGGCAUUGUGGGAAGAAGAGCUUAGAGCAGCCCAGUGGCGGGACGGUGGCCUGGACAGCUGGGGCCAGCCGAGGAAGUUUGGGAGGCAGAUGUCCAUUGGGGACGGGGAGAGGCUGUUCCGAGACCUGUACCCGAUCGUGCCUGGCGAGCCAGUGCUGACACCCCAAAGCAAAGGGAAGUCCCGCUCUUUGCCGAGAGUUCUUUCCCCCGAGGGCCUGAGCUGCACGGAAAUUCCCAUCCUCUUGAACGAAGGGCAUUUGCCUGGUGCCCCCAACGUGCCCUUUUAUCCCCCGAAUUGCGCACCACAUUUGGAAGCCCCCAGGCACGCUGAGAAGGUCGGCUCCACUGCUCCUUUCCCGAGGCCUAAGUUCGGGAGACCCCUCCGACCUCCACCUUACAACUCCUACCAGCAGCCCCGAGGGGCCGUGGAGAACAGCGGCUCUCCCGAUGGCCAACCGGCAGACCCCUACAACCCCUACGGAACCAAGAACAGCGAGCCCAGGUCUGAGCUCUGCCUGUCCGACCUGGCCCUCGAGCCCCCUGUGUAUGUGCCUCCACCCUCCUACCGGUCACCUCCGCAACCCAUCGCCAACCCCUACCUGGAGGAGACAGCACCCAAGCUUGGGGGCGGUGGUCGCAGCCCACAGCCGCACCUGGUGGAGAAGGUGGGAGCGACAUGCCCGGUGCCUGCCAGCUCGCUGGCAGUGGGGCCAGUCCACGAGUAUGGGGCCAGUCAACGCUCCCCGAGAUCUCCUCGGGGGCUCCCUGCACAGCCGCGGCCCACAGCCGCUGCCACCGCACCAGACGGCUCUAUACUGUACAUCCCCUUUGACGACCCCAGGAUCCGGCAUGUCAGAGUCGCUCAGCAACAGCGUUUCUGCGAGGAAGCCAAUCCCCAGGAGAAGGGACCCCGUUACAGCCCGCACCCCAUGCCACAGCCAGCCCCUGAAGCCUCACUUGUUUAUGAUGCCCUUUUGAAUCCACAGAGCGUGGCACUGCCGCUUGGCCAUGAGCAGGGCCCUGUCUUCGCAGAGCCCCCUCCCCCGUGGCUGUGGGAUCAGCUCCUCAGGGAAGGAGAAAGCCGAAGUUUUCCAGACCCCAGGGACCCCUUUGGUGUCGAUCCAGGGCAGCGGCCUGACCUUCAAGGCGCCCGGCCGGGUCCCACCACCAAGGCCCACGACGCCUCCCCUGUGCCCCUGGGCGAAGGCCCCUGCGAGGCGCAGACCAAGCUGAGAAAGUUUGAAACUGGGAUCCUGACCAAGAAAAGUUCAAAGAAAAAAUCGAACGAGACCAUAUUUUGUUUGGUCUCCAUCCCAGUGAAGUCAGAACCCCAUCUGCCGGCGGUUGAUAUGAGCCACAAAGACGUAAAGCGGGGUGCUGCUCCCAAGAAUGGGCUUGAUAAGAGCUUGGCUCUGCGGGAACAAAGCCUGCUGAGCAUGUCCGCCACCGACCUAGAGCUGCAAGCACUCACAGGAAGCAUGGUCGGCAGAGCCGAGUUCCCCAAACAAGACCUGGACAAACAAGCAAAUGACCUCAGCCCCCUCCCGCCGGUGAGACAGGGAGAACUCAAAUCCUCUGGCUCCUGGCCCGGGCACCAGUACAGAGACCAGCAGACACAGACCAGCUUCACAGAAGAGCCCAAGGCCUCCUCAGCACCCCACCCUGCUGCAAAGGCAGGUGGAGGACCCAACACUGUCCUCACGGCCAAGUUCUUAGACCCUGGUGCCCCUGAAACACAGCGUAUGGCACCGAGUCCUGGAGACCCCAAACAGAGAUCCAGUGCCUGUCACCUGAAGGGCCAGAUGUCCCUGAACCUGUCCAGCAACAGUGCUUUCUCCAGAACCCCUACAUCCACCGAUCAGGCCCUGGCACCCAAAGAGGGUCUGAGACAGCUCAGUAUGGAGGGCCUUGGGCAUCAAGCCAGUGCCAAGGUCCAGGGUGAGGGGUUGAAGGGGUCACCCCAAGGUCCUAGCCAUAGCAAGGAGCUCUUCGGUCAGUUUCUUUUGAAGCCUGUGAGCCGCCGUCCCUGGGACCUGAUAAGCCAGCUGGAAAGUUUUAACAAGGAACUUCAGGAAGAGGAAGGAAGCAGUGACAGCAGUAGCAGCGGAAGCAGCAGCAGUGAGGACAGUGAUGAGGAAUGGGCAGAGGAAGGCCAGAUUCGAUCCACACCCAACAACUCUGGUUUCACCAGCAACCGCCAAGAGCCGAGUGUGGAUGGACCGUCCUGGAUAUUGGUGCCGGAGGACUCUGAGUUUAGGGUUGCUGGGAGAGUGAAGAGUAAGUCUGAGAGCUGGAGUGACGAGCCAAAACCAAGCCCCUCAAGUGACCAGCCCCCAAUCUCCCAGCCCUGUGAUGAUGAUGAUAACAGGCUCUCAGCCCGAGAUAGCCUGCGGGUGGAGAACGGGAAGGAGGCUGAGAAGAGAAUCAACCCAGUAACUGUCAGUCCUGGGCCAGUGAAAAGAAAGCCGUCGCCUUCCCGAUGCAGUGAGACCAGGCCUGUUCCCAGCUUGGGCCCUGCUGAACUGAGGGAAACCCAGGAAAGGCAGAAUCCUCCCAGUGUAGUAAGCACGCAGGAGCUGAACAAAACUGUCCCUCUUGUAGCUGACCAUGGAGAUGACCAAACCCCUGAGCUGCCACUGUCUCUAGCCAGCAAAGCCCGAGGGCUCUCGGCACCGGACCUGAGGUCUGUGGGGCUGGACACGCCACCAGCACCAAGUGCCAAUGGCUUGGACGGAUCUCUGAGCAUUGUGGGCUCAACAGAAAUACCCCCCAAUGAGUCCCUUCAAGAGAGGGCAGCUCGGAUCCUGGGCAUCGAGGUGGCCGUUGAAUCUCUGCUACAUGGAGCCAGGAGGGUGGCCCCGAACCAGCUCCCCGAAGCCAAUGAACGUGUCUGCAGGCCCGCGUCCCCCCCGACGGUGUCCAUAACCAGUGUUGCACCUUCGGGCCACCCCAAAGUGUCCGCCGACGCCUCUUACGGCCGCAGAAAGUGUGGCUGGACCCAAAGCCCGCUGUUUGUCGGGGAGAGGGAGAGUGGGCGGCGAGCCCCGCAAGUGGACGGGACUGACCCGGUGCCCACACCCAGCCCCCACCAACCCGAGUCCCCGAAUCAUAAGGAUGCACCUUCAAAACCCCCCUUCAGGUCCACCCUUCUCCACGUGGUGGAAAGGUCCCCGAGUGCGGCCGGGGGCGGCGAAAGGAAACUCCGAGGAGCUUCCAAAGUGAUCGAAAGUUUGCAGGAGAAAUUGGCUUCGCCCCCCAGGAGAGCAGCUCCCGAGCGCCUGAUGCGAAUGAAGGAGGUGAGCUCUGUGUCCCGCAUGCGAAUGCUCACCUCCCUGGGCCCCGACUCCACUGAGGAACCCGAAGAGCUGCGGGACUCCUGGAAGCAACCCCAAGCCCUGGAGUCCCCAGGCUGCGGAGACAAGGCAUCGACCACGGGGCCCGUGUCCACUGUCUCCAGGGCCUUCCUCUCCCUGUCACUGGAAGAGAACAGGCAACCAGCCGCGCCCAGAGCCAAAAAUGGGGCGCACGACUUCUGGUGCCCAGACUCUUAUGAUCCGAGCAGAGUGGAACGAGUGUGAGGAGCAACCAGUGGAGUGGGACC